This is a messenger RNA of Striga asiatica, 360 nucleotides long. The record is from the annotation of a GenBank genome assembly. Lineage: Eukaryota; Viridiplantae; Streptophyta; Magnoliopsida; Lamiales; Orobanchaceae.
AUGCGGGCGAUCAAGGCUGCGUAUAAACAAGCAGAUGGUAAAAAGAUUGAUAACAAGAGGGUGCUUGUGGAUGUUGAACGUGGUAGAACUGUUCCGAACUGGCGACCCCGCAGGCUUGGUGGUGGUCUUGGAACAUCGCGGUUUGGCUACGAAGAAGUUAACCAGAAGCAGUUAGGGAGAUCUAACAGAGUUAUCCAUGGUGAAACGGAUUGUUCUAUUUCUGUUACUAGUAAAGUGCACGUGGGAUGCAAAUGUUUCAUGGCACCAACCGGGAGGGAAUGCUUACAGUUUGUUGGCCAAUUUAAAGCAAAUUGGCCAACAAAGAAAAGCGAAAUGGAAAAAAUAGAAAGGAAAGGAUGA